AUGGAGACUACCGUACGUGUGUACGUGGGUGGCCUGCCCGCGGACGCCAAGAACCAGGAGCUGCGUGAACGUUUCGGCCGUUUUGUUAGCAAUGCAGCAGACUGCCGACUGGCGGACGUGGAGCUCCCCAAACCCAAAUUAAUGGGGACUUUUGUGCCGCCGCCCAGGACUUCACGUGGCUUCGCAUAUCUGACUCUGCAGGGCACGGACGCCGAGUCACAAAGCGAGAAGCUUCAGAAGACGUUUAACCGCACCAAGUGGCGUGGAUCCGUGCUUAAGCAGCAGCAACAGAUCAACACACCAACCGAAGAGCUGCAGCCAUUGAAGCUGGCGGUCAAGUUUAAAGGCAGGAAGAAGACGAGAUUCCCUGAGGAUGUGCUUGGAGAGGACGACGUGGAGGCUUUCGUGAGGCAGAUGGAGGAGGAGAAUGAGAUGGAGGAGAGUGAACAGGAGAAGAAGCCGUUGACGAAGGAGGAGGCGAAUGCUCGUCGCUUGGCGGCACUGGAAACCAAACGGCAGCAGAAAAAAGAGGAGCAGGUGGCGAUCCCACCUAUUGGCGAGGCGGUGGGCAACAAGAAGAUCACGUUUGAUGACAGUGGCAAUGAGCAGGAGCCCGAGGAACUGGAGGAACAUGACGGAGUGAUUUCGAACUGGAUGGAGUCUAGUGACGAUGAAGCGGGUGACGAAGGCGAGCGUGGAGCACGCAAAACAUUCGACUUUACGGAAGAUGCUGACGUCAAAGCACAGGCAGCGUUUGCGCUGCGUCCUGAGUUUGUCGGUGAGAAAGGAAAAAAGCUGUUCGAGAUGCAGAAGCGCUUUGGAGGCGACUCGCGUUUCCGUCUGGAUGCGCGUUUCUUGGAAGGCGAGGGGGCGGACGAAUAUGGCGGCAACGAAGUGGACGAGGAGGAGCAGGCGAUAGAUGAGGAGGCGAUCGCCGAGCUUCAAAACUUCCUGGACGAGGAGAACGUCGAAGAAGCUGCUCGUCAUGCGCGUGAAAUGCGCGAGGAGGAGGAGGCUGCGUUGCGCGUGGUGUCCAAGCUGUUUCCUGACGUGGAUGUGACUCGUUUGCAGCGGAGAAUGCAGGAACAGCGCACUCCAAAGGAUCCAUUGAAGGAGGCCGCCUGGAUGGGAGAACUUAAGCGCUACGACCCACGUGACACCCACGCGUGUCGCGAGUUUGAGAUCCCCAUGACAACAACUUCUUCUGGCGUACAAACAGAAGAAGAAGCUACUGCGCCACUCAAACGCGAAGAGAAGGAGAUCGUGACGGGUGGAGAUCGAUUCUUCUCGACUGCUGGAGAUCUGAGCAAUCUUUUCUCUCGCGUACGUAAAAACUCGGAAGAUGGUGAAGAAGGCGAAGCUGCACUUGACGGUGUGUUUGGCUUUGGUGCACCCGCUACUGAGACCAAUGCAGAAGCUUCGUUCAAGUUGAGUUCGCUCUUCUCUUUCCCGGUUGGUGAGGAUAAACCGCUUGCGGCUAUGGGUGAACAACUGCUUGAAGACGAGCAGGAGGAACCUGCAUCACGUACAGGAGACUGGGCCUUCUCGCAAGGUUUCCACCACACAGAAGACCACGACGAUGAGGCUAUGGCUACGGAUAGCGAGGCUGGCGAUGACAUUGAAGACGAAGGCGAGAUUAAGGCUGAACUGGCCAAGAAACGCGCCAAGAAGAGUCUGGAGGACUUUUUAGUUUUUGGGAAGACUUUUGUCAGUGGCGAAGAGGUAGCAGAUUGGCCCGAACGGCGGAAGAAACUGACACUUGAUUACAAGCGCAAACGGCGGGACGCUGUCAAGAUGAAGAAGCGGCAGAACAAACAGCAGAACAAGGUCAAUAAAGCCAAGACAGAUACUUCGGGAACGUCUUCCAAGUGGAAAAAAACGAGGAUCUAG
Messenger RNA from Phytophthora infestans T30-4, 1890 nucleotides. RefSeq lists its product as uncharacterized. The record is from RefSeq and is a predicted model, not a curated record. Lineage: Eukaryota; Oomycota; Peronosporomycetes; Peronosporales; Peronosporaceae. Gene Ontology annotation, molecular function: RNA binding. The coding region runs from base 1 to 1890 and encodes 629 amino acids. The transcript has 3 exons.